Messenger RNA from Aspergillus melleus, 3459 nucleotides. RefSeq names its product protein phosphatase 2A regulatory subunit RTS1 (gene RTS1). NCBI's taxonomy places the organism in Eukaryota, Fungi, Ascomycota, Eurotiomycetes, Eurotiales, Aspergillaceae. The coding region runs from base 900 to 2831 and encodes 643 amino acids. Gene Ontology annotation, cellular component: protein phosphatase type 2A complex. Gene Ontology annotation, molecular function: protein phosphatase regulator activity. Gene Ontology annotation, biological process: signal transduction. The transcript has 8 exons. The record is from RefSeq and is a predicted model, not a curated record.
GGGGAGACUAAAACGAGUCCCACCCCUUCUCUCUCUCUCUCUCUCUCUCUUUCUUCCUCUCCCUCUCCCUAAGACCCUCACUCCCUCGACGUGCCGACCGGGGCUUUUGCGUCUCGAACGGACCAUCUCUUUCGUACGAUUUCUGAUUUAUUUUCUGACCGAUAAAUUUUCUCCAUCCGUUCUCAUUCUCAUUCUCAUUCCCAAGAUCUUGACCAUCAAUCCCCGGGGACUCUUACACCCCACUUUCGUUGCCAACCAGCCGCUAAGCGACACGGAAGACGAUCGUCUAGCGCCGACCCGACCGACUGAUUGACUGGCCGCUCCUAUACCACUACCACUACGGUGUUUCGCGCCUAAAGCUGGACUGUCUGUCCCUUCUUCCUCCCACUUUGUCUCUCUCUCUCUCCCUCUCCAAUUAUCUCGAGGUAAGUCUGCAUUAACUCCUCCUCUCCUGCUUUUCUUGCGCCUUUCUGGGGCGACCGCUUUUUGUUUGCCUUUCCCCCCUCCCCCUGGUGCUACCACCUCUUUGCUGGCUGGCUGGCUCGCUCGCUCUACCGCCUCCUCUCACCUCCCUCUUCCUCCAGCGUCUGAGUGUGCACUUGUCUCUUCUGUUAUCUUUGGUCUUGUUUCUUUCCUCGAAUUGCGAUCUAGAACUUAUUUACCACACGCUUUUGCCAUGCUUUAACCCGAAUCGAGCGCGAUGUCCUGCUAUCUUCUGAUCGGAAAUGCUCAUGUGGUCGUUCCCAGGCCGACAUAAACAACUUCCCCGUCGUGGCUCUCCUGAAAACUGCCUCCGCCUUGCCCAACGCUCAACCCCUCCCGCUAGUGUGCGGCAUCUGGCUGCACUGGCUUUUAGUCCCCCGACCGAGUACAUGUGGCUGUUCGAUUAGGCCGCGACAAUGAAGGGCUUCAGACAGAGAGUGCACGAGCAGUUGUCGAGGGCCAAAGAUGCGAAUAAAUCCUCUAAGAAGAAAGACGCUCAGAAUCAAUCGUCGCUGGGGGUUCAGCAUGGCCAACAGUCCUCGUCCCCGAACCAGGGCACUCCCACCUCCUCCUCGACGUCCGUGAACGAUGCGAGGAAAUCGCCGGAUAAUGCUGCACAGGCCGGGGCGUAUCCCCCGGGUCAGUACUAUGUUCAGCAGGGUGCGGGAGCGGCCGGUCAGCCCGUGAAUAAUGGGGCCCCUGGGACUCCGACAAAGCAAGGACAACAUGUGGCCCCCAGCGUGGUCAUUAGUCCUAGCGCGCCGCAUGUCCCCCCGCCCGGUGCCGCCGAGACGAUGCCGGGAGAUCUGGCUCCCCCGCGAAAGUCCCACGUCUUCGAUCGCCUCCAGACGACCCCCAAGGAUAUGUCCGAAGGCAUUCGGACUCCCAAGCGUCAACAUUCGUCGCGAUUCGACAUCUCCGACCAACGUCAGCGGGAGCUGGAGAAACUUCCCGGCUUCCACGAAGUGCCCCCUAACCGGCGCCAAGAACUGUUCAUGCAGAAGAUCGAUCAGUGUAACAUCAUUUUCGAUUUCAACGACCCCACUGCGGACAUGAAAUCCAAGGAGAUCAAGAGACUGGCGCUCCACGAGCUCUUGGAUUACGUCGCCAAUAACCGCUCGGUCAUCACCGAACCCAUGUAUCCUCGAGUGGUGGAAAUGUUCGCCAAAAACCUGUUCCGACCGAUCCCCCCGCCCGUGACGCCUCAGGGAGAGGCCUUUGAUCCGGAGGAGGACGAGCCGGUUCUGGAAGUGGCCUGGCCCCACAUACAGGUUGUGUACGAGUUCUUUUUGAGGUUCAUUGAGAGUCAAGACUUCAACACGAACAUCGCCAAGGCCUACAUUGAUCACCAUUUCGUGCUCCAGUUGCUGGAGCUGUUUGACUCCGAAGAUCCUCGGGAACGCGAUUUCCUCAAGACUACCCUGCAUCGCAUUUAUGGAAAAUUCCUGAACCUGCGAUCAUAUAUCCGUCGAUCCAUCAACAACGUUUUCUUCCAGUUCACAUACGAAACAGAGCGAUUCAACGGUAUCGCGGAACUGUUGGAAAUCCUGGGGUCGAUCAUCAACGGGUUUGCUCUUCCUCUCAAGGAGGAACACAAACUCUUCUUAACAAGGGUCUUGCUUCCCCUGCACAAAGUUAAGAGCCUCAGCAUGUACCACCCUCAGCUGGCUUAUUGUAUUGUCCAAUUCCUCGAGAAGGAUUCGUCUCUAACGGAAGAGGUUGUCCUCGGCCUGCUGCGCUACUGGCCCAAGGUCAACAGUACCAAGGAGGUUAUGUACCUGAACGAAGUGGAGGAUAUCUUUGAGGUUAUGGACCCGGCCGAGUUUGCGAAAGUCCAGGAGCCCCUGUUCCAGCAGCUCGCCAAAUCGGUUGCAAGCCCCCACUUUCAGGUCGCCGAGCGAGCACUCUACUUCUGGAACAACGAAUACUUCUGUAACCUGGUCAGCGACAAUGUCGAUACUAUCUUACCCAUCAUGUUCCCUCCCUUGUACGAGAACUCGAAGGGUCACUGGAACAGAACUAUCCACAGCAUGGUGUACAACGCUAUGAAGAUGUUUAUGGAGAUCAACCCCCAACUUUUCGAUGAAUGCUCGCACGACUACAACGAACGGCAAAAUAGCGCCGAGCAACGCGAACGAGCUCGACAAAGCCGUUGGGAGAAGGUCGCUGAGCGGGCAAAGGAUAGACAAAACGGCAUUGCUCCACCUCCGUCGUCUGUGGAGGUUUCAGCUCAGGUGGACGAGGUCGAAUCCCUCACCAACGAUAGCCAGAAGCGUCUGCAUGCUUUAAAGCUGGAUGAGACCGGUACGCCAAUUGAGAGAAGGGCUACCGGGGGAUCGCAAGCGUGAUUCUAACGUCAAACGUCCGUAAUACUCCAGAGACGGCGCCGAGGUUCCAUCGAUGGUCCCAGGAGGCGAAGAAGUGGUAGCGGCAGUGAGAUUCGACCGCGACGAAGAUCGGUUGGCUCAGGUGCCGUAACGAUCUUGUCACGAAGCAAUUCCACCAAGUGACAAUCGAAUUUAUGGCAUUUUACUCGUUAGACUUUCCACUACGACGGUAUUAGCGAUUGCGAGCUGCGAUGAAGUAUAUUUGACUCUUCUUCUUGGGUUUUGAUCCAAAAAUCGCUUGUUCGUCUUUUCUCUUUUCUCUUCUUUUUUUUCCUUUUCCUCCCACCCCUUUCCACAUUUCAUCCUCCAAUUCUUCCCCAUCUUCUUUUCACGUUUUCUCUUUCACCACUUCCCUUGAAUUCCCUUUUGUGUACAUGGCUAUCAAUAUUCUUCUCUCCGCGUGCAGGGUCGUGCUGAGCCCCUGUUUCCAUGUGGACGUUUUUAAGUUGGACUAUUAGAACUGUGUUCGGGGCUGGAAAACGGGUGCGAAUGGCGUUUCCCUCGGUCGAUAUUGAAAUCGAUGACCUCAUUUGAGUUUUUACACAUGAAGUAUUUACGGCAUAGCCUUGAACCAGAGUCAAAACAUUUC